Messenger RNA from Polypterus senegalus (gray bichir), 927 nucleotides. RefSeq names its product kisspeptin 2 (gene kiss2). NCBI's taxonomy places the organism in Eukaryota, Metazoa, Chordata, Cladistia, Polypteriformes, Polypteridae. The coding region runs from base 292 to 720 and encodes 142 amino acids. The transcript has 3 exons. The record is from RefSeq and is a predicted model, not a curated record.
AUAGUAUUUUCAUCUGGCAUCCAGCGUAUUUUAUGUAAAGUCGGUUACUUGUUUGUGCUUUCCAGGUUUGCACGUCUUUUUUUCCCCGUGCCAGUGGACGUAGUGGUCAUUUGCUGAGUUUCGUACUACUUCAUUGUAUUCUUAAGUUAACAGUUGUUUAGUCUCUGCACUGAAACGUUGUUUAAGGAUCACAAAACUCGAAACCAGCGAAAUAAGGGAAGAGAAAAGUAGCGUGAAACAGCAGGAGCGGUGAGGAGCGUCGCGCUCAAGAAACACAUCCAGGAAGAUAUCAUGACCAAAUUUCUGUUUUUACUGGCUACAGUGGUGGUUUGCCAGAAUGUAUCUAUUGGAAAAUCAUCCUAUGGCGACAUACUUUCUGGCAAUCAUAAAACUACAGAUCACCUGUACCCAAGCAGCAAGUCUUUUGGGUCAGAACACGACCUUUCAACCAGAGAAGCAGAAUCGCAGAACUCUGCAGAGCAGGCCAGCCUGUGCUACUUCAUUCAGGAGAGUGAAAUGGAGAGUCAGAUCUCAUGCAGACUUCGGUUUACCAGAAGUAAAUUUAACUUCAAUCCAUUUGGACUGCGCUUUGGAAAGCGUGAAAUGUACAGCACCACAAAUGGAAAGAGUACAGUGUUUACGAACAACAAGUUAUUGUCUUACGUUCUGAGCCAUCAACAAUCAAGAUUCUCCCACUGUAAGGAAAACAAGGAUUGUUAGAAAGUAUAAAUAUUUUAUUAGACUACUGCUUUAGUUGCAUUGAUCAUAUUUAUAAAUUGUGCAUAUUGUUAAAUUAACAAUGCAAUUGACUCUACUCAUUAUUUACUCCCAAAACUUGCAAUGUAUUCUUGUUUUGUAUAAUUUCAGUUCAUAAAAUAAACUUUUAACCAUGUUCUCAGAUUUCUCAAUAAAUGAGACAGAAAUAAA